CAAUCGGCGCAGGGCAGCGGGAGGAGUUGGAAAUGAGGUCACUGCCUGCGUUUGUGGAUUCAGGGCAGUGUGUGGACCCAGCCGGAGCUGGAGAAAGACGCAGCCGGGCAGCGGAGCGCGCGCUGAUCCAUCCAUGGGAGUCCGACAGAGAGACUUCUAACACCAGAGGCUCGUUUUGAGGCUGACACCGCCAACACCAGAGGAGCUGUUUCCAUGAGAUCCAUUUGUUUCAUCUCGCAUUUCCUUCAGUGUCACCCUCAUGAAAAUGGGGUGAUUUCCUUCUUUCAUCUUCCUGUUGAGUGACCUGGAACCAGCCCAGGGCAGAACCCCGACUCAUGUCAGAGGAUUCGGACUCCAAGCUCUAUUGCUUCUCGGCGCAGGAGGACCAAGAUGCAGCCUCAGAUUGCAGAGCGUCCACCUCCGGGACCACCUCCAUCCCGAGGGGGGCCUCCGUGGCGCAGCUGCACAGGUUGAGCGCCUACGGCCAAGCCCGGCCCGACCUGGGCCUUCCCUCAGAGGGGAGCGACAGCAGCGGGCAGGACCCCCAUCCUUCACCACGCAACAUCCGCAAGAACCCGCACUCCCGGCUGCUGCCCGAAGAGGACAUGGAGAUGAAGAGCAGCGGGUCCAGCGGGAGUGGGACGGAAUCGCACGGCAAUGAAAGCCAUGGAAACGACAGCAACGGAAACGAAAGCCACAGCCACGAGUCGCUCGGCAGCUCCAAUGGCAACAGCAAGGACUCGGCGUUGCUGGAGUCCUCUGGAAGCCAUAAAAGUUCAAACUCCCACAGUCCAUCUCCUCCGAGCAGCUCCAACGCCUUCAGUUUGCUGAGCUCAGAGCAGGACAACCCUUCAACCAGUGGCUGCAGCAGUCAGGAGUCGGCCAAAGCCAAGACCCAGAAAGAGGUGCUAAAAACCCUGAAGGAGCUGAAGCUUCACCUGCCUGAAGAAAAGAGACACAACAGCAAAUCCACCACACUCAACACCCUCAAGUAUGCGCUUCGCUGUGUCAAACAGGUGGAAGCCAAUGAGGAGUAUUACCAGCUGCUGAUGAUCAACGACAGUCAGCCGUCUGGUCUGGACGUUUCUUCUUAUACCAUCGAGGAAAUAGACAGCAUCACGUCUGAAUACACGCUCAAAAACAACGACAUUUUUGCGGUGGUCGUGUCUCUCAUCACAGGAAGGAUCAUCUACAUUUCCGAUCAGGCCGCCUCCAUCCUGAACUGCAAAAGAGACGUGUUCACCAACUCCAAGUUUGUGGAGUUUCUCACGCCGCAGGACGUCAGCGUGUUCUACAGCUUCACCACGCCGUACCGCCUGCCGUCCUGGAGCAUGUGCACUGGAGCAGAGUCAUCCCAGCCUGACUGCAUGCAGGAGAAGUCCUUUUUCUGUCGGAUCAGUGGUGGUAAGGAAAGCGAAGGGGAUCUGCGAUACUAUCCUUUCCGCAUGACGCCUUACCUGAUGAAGGUCCAGGACACUCAGCACUCAGAGGACCAGUUCUGCUGCCUCCUGCUGGCUGAGAGGGUUCACUCCGGCUAUGAUGGUGAGAGCCUAACUGCAGCCCCCAGAAUUCCAACAGACAAGCGCAUUUUCACCACCACACACACUCCGAGUUGUGUGUUCCAGGAUGUGGAUGAGAGGGCGGUUCCUCUUCUUGGGUACCUUCCUCAGGACCUGAUUGGUACCCAAAUCCUCCUUCAUCUGCAUCCGAAUGACCGCCAAAUGAUGCUAGCCAUCCAUAAAAAAAUUGUUCAGUAUGCUGGGCAGCCAUUUGACCACUCAUCAAUACGCUUCUGUGCUCAAAAUGGAGAAUAUAUCAUCCUCGAUACAAGCUGGUCCAGUUUUGUCAACCCCUGGAGCCGAAAGGUCUCCUUUGUCAUCGGAAAACACAAAGUCCGCAUGGGUCCUGUGAACGAAGACAUUUUCAUGAGCCCCGUGUCUGCUGACGGCCACAUGAAGACCAUGGACUCUGACGUCCAGGAGCUGACUGAGCAGAUCCACCGGCUGCUGCUUCAGCCGGUUCACAACAGCAGCGGCUACAGCAGUCUGAACAGCAACGACCAUCUCCUGAGCUUGACCUGCUCCAGCGAGAGUUUGAGUAACGAAAAUGGAAGCAAGCAACAGCCAGAGGAAGGAGAAGCCAGCAGCAAAACCAGAAUCCGAUCUUUUCAAGAAAUUUGUAAGGGAAUUCAUCGUCAGAAGAGCCAGGAGCAGCAGUCAACCAAAUCAGACUGCAAGAAGCCCAACAAAAAGCCCGUAGAGAAAAAUCAACCGGUGGUUCGUCUCAAAGACUCGGCUCCUCCUAUUAACUGGAGGGCAGCAAAGAUGGACGACGGCAAAGACUCUUUCCAAGAUGAAUUGGCUUUCAAUGAUCAGGGUGUCUACUCCUACCAGCAGAUCAGUUGUCUGGACAGUGUUAUAAGGUACUUGGAAAGUUGUAACGUUCCUGUCACCAUGAAGAGGAAGUGCCAGUCGUCGUCCAACACCACAUCCUCUAACUCGGACGAAGACAAGCAGAAAGGGUCCAACAGCAUGCAAGUGUCUAGAGAGCCAGUGUUAUUGAAGGAUCAGUCUGCUCUCUCUGCUCGGGAUGAUCCUGACAAAAAGUCCACUAAUGCGACCACAGCGGUAGUGGGCACUCAGCUGCCCCUAUCCGUUCCAAACAAACCAGAAAGUGUGGUGUCCAUAACCAGCCAGUGCAGCUACAGUAGCACCAUAGUUCAUGUUGGGGACAAGAAGCCUCAGCCAGAGUCAGAAAUAACAGAGGAUGUUCCAGGAGCAGGAGAAGUGGUGGAAUACUCCCAGAACCUUGGCGCUCCUCCCUGUGUGGUUUCACCUCCGAGCCAGGGGAAGGAUUCCUACAAGAAACUGGGCUUGACUAAGGAGGUGUUGGCAGCUCACACUCAGAAAGAGGAGCAGCUUUUUCUGUUUCGCUUCAAAGAUCUUUGUGGACUUGAUGCUCUCAAACCAAACUGCUCGCAGUGUCUGGAGCCUAAAGGAGAGGAGAUCAGGAGCAAUGCCGGUCGUGCCGCCCAAGCAGGCAAACAGGAAAGACCACCAGCAGACCUGCCCUCCCGCCGAGGACCACGGAAAAAGAAAACCAAGUCAAAGCGAGCGAAGCGCGUCACCGCCACUGAAAAUAAAGUAGUCAAACAGGCACAACCACCCCAGCCAAAGCAAGCCCCAAAACCCAUUCCAGCAUCCCCCCCUGAGGCCUCGCAGUCCACCUCACCCACAGCGUAUCCCUCCCUGAUACAAGGCGUCCCCCUGCAGCUGUAUCCCACUGUCUGCCCCUCAUCUCCACACGCGGAGGUCACACCACAAGGCUUCGCAGACAGCAUGGGAGCCCAAACUCCUCCCUUUGCCCCCAUGAUGGCCCCCUUUGUUGCUCUUCUUCUGCCUAACUACAUGUACCCUCCUAUGGGUUUUGGACAUCUUCCGCCUUUCCAACCAGUAGUCCACGCUGGGGACACCCCCAUCCACAUGCAGCCCUUUGGGCAGGCUGCCUUUCUGGGCCAAGGCACCCCAAUACCUCAGUCUGUCCCCGGUGGUCAGAACCAGUUUAGCUCCAACAACUCCUUUGCUCCUUUAGCGGGCUACAUAACACCAUCGUUUUAUUUCCCAUCAUCCUCGGAAACCCCCAAGCCUCAAGCGGAGACAGUCUCGCGCUCCACCACACCACUGUCGGUCGAAGCAGGAAGUGAGGGGUCCCCUCCUUUGUUCCAGUCUCGCUGCAGCUCCCCCCUCAACCUGCUGGAGCUGGAACUGUCUGUGGACAAGCAGGACAACCCAGGUCUCACCUCGGGAGGACAGGGGAGUCACCUGGCUGACAGGGAGAAAGGAACAAGCGGCUGCCCGACCAAGGAGAGAGAUCUGAAACAGCCCUCUCUCAAUCUCCUCGGUCCUCCUGGACCCUUGUAUUUCGAGGGUACAUCCAGGGUCUAUGAGCGUUUGUCUUGGGAUAAAGUGUGGUCUAGGCUGGGGGCUUGGAGAAACGAGCGAAGUUCACGUGGAGAUGAUAAUAACAGCGACGCCAUCUCGUCAUCCAGCGACAUGUUGGACAUCAUUCUCCAAGAGGACUCCUGCUCAGCCACCUCGGGCUCCAUGGGGUCGGGAUCCAACGGCUGCGGCACCUCGGCCAGCGGGACAUCUCAGAGCAGGACGUCAGCCAGUGGAGCCUCAGCCAGUGGGGUUUCAGACAGUCGCUCAGGAAGCAACAACAGCAGCAAAUACUUUGGCAGCGUGGAUUCAUCUCAGAGCAGCCAGAAACUGAAAAACACCUUGAGCAAAAGUGAGGGAAUGCCCGUGGCGAUGGAGCAGAGUGAGCAGGUCAUCAAGUGCGUCCUGCAGGACCCGCUCUGGCUGCUCAUGGCCAACACAGACGAGACAACCAUGAUGACCUAUCAGCUGCCCCUACGCAACUCACAGAACGUGCUCGCGGAGGACAAAGAGAAGCUCCGGCUGCUCCAGAAGUGCCAGCCUCGCUUCUCUGAAGACCAGAGGAAAGAACUGGUGGACGUCCAUCCAUGGAUGAAAAAGGGAGGUUUACCCAAAGCCAUAGAUAUUAAGGGCUGUUCUUGCUGCAGUGGUGCCUCAGAGGCCGCACAGGAAGUAGUUCAGCCAGAGCUGGAUCUGAGCGAUGCCGAAACCGGGGAGCUCAGCUGCCUGCAGACGCCCAAAGAAGAUCCCCUUAGUUCCUCUGAUAAAAGUUAAUUUCAAAGUCCUUAUUUCUAGGAACAAGUCAGUAAACUGAUGCUGAAGAGCCUGUUGUUGUUACCUGGUAUUUCUCCAAACUGUGAAGAGUUUUUAUUUUAUUUUACAGAAAGAAGGGCUCUUACUUUUUCUGGCUCUUCGUUCCAUUCAGAAUUUUCUAGAAACUAUGUAAAUAUAUAAGUUGUGGCCAUGGAAAUAUUUCGUUUGAUAUUUCAGAGUAACUGCUGGAUCUCUUGGACUACAUUUAUUAAUGAAUGUGUUUAGUAGUUGCACAAUUUGUGGCACCUUUAAGCGUUUUUUUUGCACCAACAAAGGGAUUUGAUGAGGCAAAAGACGCUCCAGAUGUGAUCUGAAAACUCUUUUAUUUGUGUUUUUUAUUUUAUUUUUUGUGAGCUACAACAACACUGCACUGUGCCAGCAUGCUGGAAGGGGUUGUUUCAAUCUCUUCUGUUACACAUCAACCACCAAAUGUGCAUUUCAGGGGCCGCGGGAAAAAGGAAAAUUCAGUUUUUGUAGUGACGACCCCUUUAAAACGCAUGAAAAUGAAUGUCAAAACACUGAAAAUUAUUAGAUUUGAAACUUUUUUUUCCAGUAAUUGGAGGAUAAGGUGCAAUAUUCCCCUCUGAAUGUAUCACUUCUAAAGCACAUUCAUCACUGAUGGUGAAAACACUCUAUGAGCAUUUUCAAAUAAUCUCGAAUCAUUCUCUUUUCAUGUUACCGAAUGCUGUUUAUUCAGUGGUCUGUUCCAGAUGUGAAGUUUAAAUAAGCUGCUGUAUUUUAAAGCUUGCCUAAAUGUUUGUAUGUGUGUCUAUAAAUCUAUAUUUUUUUGCCUUUGUUAAUUACAUCUGACAAAAAGAGUAAAAAAAAAGUACUAAGUUAUUAAGCAGGACCAAAAGAAGUAAAUAAAAAAGUUUUGUAACGUACAUCAAGAUAUUUCCCCACCUAAAGGUGUUAUUUAGGUUUUUGAGUGAGUGAGGAAGUGUUCCUCACUUUAAUAAACGCAUGCCGUCUAAUAGAUCCGAUCUACUGGACUGAUUUCAGGGGUACUGCGGUAGAAAAGCAGACGGAUGAGGGGUUGCAGGAGGUUUAGAGCUUGGUUUGAUUUGAAUCAGUGCUCCUUCUGUGCAACUUGAUCAAUUUCCAAUGUUGACAUUUGUCUUUCUAUCUGAACAUUUAAGAGCAAAGCACCUUUUUUUCAUAUAACAACUAUUUUUGUUGUCCUUUUUUUGUUCUUAUUUGAAACUGAGUUUAUUUUUCUCAAAUAAAAUGUUGCCAAAUGGAAAAAAAA
Molecule: messenger RNA, 6000 nt
Organism: Oryzias melastigma (Indian medaka)
Lineage: Eukaryota; Metazoa; Chordata; Actinopteri; Beloniformes; Adrianichthyidae
Gene: per2
Product: period circadian clock 2
Exons: 24
Coding region: 336-4712 (1458 amino acids)
Biological process (GO): entrainment of circadian clock by photoperiod; negative regulation of transcription by RNA polymerase II; circadian regulation of gene expression
Cellular component (GO): cytoplasm; nucleus
Molecular function (GO): transcription cis-regulatory region binding; transcription corepressor binding
Source: RefSeq, a predicted model, not a curated record